CUUCACGGACUGAAGGUGCGAGGCAACACGUGAGCAGACGUCCAGAACAUUGAACAAAGCACACAGAACAAGUCCCUUGUUGCCAUGGCGUCUAUGUGGGAUGACUUGGAAAGUCUGGUGAAUUCUCCCUCAUCCUUCGAAGCGCCGAGCGGCAAGCGUGGAACCAUCAGGCCCAAAGCCGGGUUCAAUGGCGGAGACGACGCGGCGGCGCUGAGGAAGGCCAUUAAGGGACUCGGCACCGACGAGGCGACUCUGGUUGAGAUCUUGACCCAUCGGAGCAGCGCUCAGAGGCAGCUCGUCUGUGAGGCCUACAAGGAAGCCACCGGCAGAGCGCUGGUGGAGGACCUGAAAGGAGACACCAGCGGACCCCUGGAGGAGCUGCUGGUGGCGCUCGCCACGCCGCCCGCCGCCUUCGACUGCCACGAAGUGAUGAAGGCCAUGAAGGGCGUCGGGACCAACAACGACGUCUUGAUCGAGAUCUUCUCCUCCAGAAGCAACCAGCAGAUCGCAGCCCUCACCGACGUGUACCUGCAAGAAACAAAGAAGAAGUUGACCCUUGACCUGAAGGGGGAGAUCUCUGGAGGCUUCUCCACGGCGCUGCUGCUGCUGGCCGAGGGGAAAAGGGAGGAGAUCACCGCGGUGGAUACGGAGAAGGCAAAGAAAGACGCCAAGACCCUCUACGACGCCGGGGAGAAGAAGUGGGGAACGGACGAAUCCAAAUUCAUCGACGUCCUCUGCCGGAGAAGCGUCCCCCAGCUGAGACAAACUCUGCUCGAGUACAAGAACCUCAGCGGGAAGACGCUGCAGCAGAGCAUCCAGGCCGAGAUGUCGGGGGAGCUGGAGGAGCUGCUGGUGGCCAUCGUGAAAUGCGUGAAGAGCGUGCCGGCCUACUUCGCCGAGCGCCUGCACGAGAGCAUGAAGGGCGGUGGAACGGACGAGUCCACGCUGAACCGCAUCAUGGUGAGUCGGUCUGAGAUCGACCUGCUGGACAUCAGAGCCGAGUUCAAGAAGAUGUACGGGCGCUCGCUGCUCUCAGCCAUCAAGUCGGACGUGUCCGGCCUGCAUGAGAACUGUUUGGCGUCCAUCUGUGGCGGAGACGACUGAGGAGGACAUCUGCUUUGUUACUUCUGCUUAGAAACUCUACAAUUAUGUAGAAAAUGAUGAAUAAAAACAAGUCAAAGAAAGUAACGACAGUUAAAAAGUGACUUUACUUCUAUAAUAUAAAUCAACUCUUAGUCUCUUAAUUCAAAGGAAAUCAGAGGGCUGAAUUUGUUACUCGGGUUAAUUUACCAAUGAAUCUUUUUUGAUACCUGUGUGAUAUUCCAGCAGCAUUAUACAUGUUUUAUUUCUGCUCCAUAAAACCAAGCUUCACCACAAUAAGACUCAUUAGAAGUGGUUAUUACAUUAAAGUCGGUGAAGAGUAAUGUGCCUUUCCAAAUGGAGAUGACUGUAUUUCAUCUUUUUAUUGUCAUUUACCCGUACGUCUGCAUCUUUAACCGCCUCACAUUCGGGUGAGAUGAUUUAGUUUUUCUGAAUAGUUGUAGUUCUGGUGGCGACCAGCAGGAGGCGCCACUCACUCAGCAGCAGCUUUUAAGAGGCUUAAAGGGACGUUUAGGGAGGAACUGAGAAUAAAGGAGAUGCACAGAAGCGUUUAAUCUCGUGUGACUAAUGAGGACACAAAUAAACCAAAGUACAACAAAGCCAAAUAUAAUACAGAA
Molecule: messenger RNA, 1718 nt
Organism: Pungitius pungitius (ninespine stickleback)
Lineage: Eukaryota; Metazoa; Chordata; Actinopteri; Perciformes; Gasterosteidae
Gene: anxa3a
Product: annexin A3a
Exons: 15
Coding region: 85-1104 (339 amino acids)
Cellular component (GO): cytoplasm
Molecular function (GO): calcium ion binding; calcium-dependent phospholipid binding
Source: RefSeq, a predicted model, not a curated record